This is a messenger RNA of Plasmodium malariae, 3810 nucleotides long. RefSeq names its product conserved Plasmodium protein, unknown function. The transcript has a single exon. The record is from RefSeq and is a predicted model, not a curated record. NCBI's taxonomy places the organism in Eukaryota, Apicomplexa, Aconoidasida, Haemosporida, Plasmodiidae. Bases 1 to 3810 code for a protein of 1269 amino acids.
AUGAAAAUACAAAGGGAAAAAACAAAGUCAUCAACUCCUCUUAGAAGAAUACCUAAAAAUAGGGGAACCGUUGUAAAAAAUGCCAAUGAAACAAACCCAUUGUCUGAAAAAGAAAUAAAAAAUGUGAUUGAGGUAUACUCUGAAGCUAAUAAAGCUUAUUAUAAAAAUUACAUAAAAAAUGAAAAUAACAAAAAAAAAAAAAAGAAGAAAAAGAAAAAUGUUUCUAAAAAAACGGAAAGUGAAGAAUUUAAUUCCCUGAGCCUAAAUCCAUUAGACUAUAGAAAUCAAAAAUUUGAAGAAAAUGGGACUCUAUUACAUUUACCAGGAUCUAGUAUUACUCCAAAAUAUACAACUCAAAACAUAAAUGCAGAUUAUAGAGUGGCUUCAAUGUCAUAUGGAACACUUCAUAAAUCGAACCCUUUAUCUUGGGGAUGUGAAUACAAAAAACAUUAUGAACUUCCAACUAUUUGUUCAAUUGUAAAGUCAAAACAUCCUAUUUAUUCAAAACCCCAAAAUACAAAAAUAGCACGAAACAGCUCAAAAAAUAAAAUAAAUAUUGGGGAAAAAUGUACUAAUAAAUCUUCGAGAAAAAAUUACAAACAAGACAAAAGCUUAACGAUUAAAAAGGUUCCUACUUUCGGAAAUUAUAAAGAAGACGAUUUUUCAGGCUCUUUAAGAGAUAAAGAUAAUAUAAACGAACAUUCCCAUGAGUACAAUAAUAAUAUAGAAACCACUAUGAAAGAUAGUUAUGAUAUAGAUAAAUAUAAAAAUACUUCAGAAAAUAUAUAUAAUUACUCCGAUUUUUGCAACAAUUCAAACAACAGAAAAUUAAAAAUAGAAACAAAGAAUGAGUUCAGAGAUAAGGGAAUAGAUUUAAAUUUUACACUCAAAAGAAACGAUAAUAUUAUGGAAGAAAAAAGUGGUUUUUCCAGUAUUCAAGAUAUAGAAAAAAACAGCAAGGACCGAAAUGGUGAAUUGAAUUUUGUAGAUCCUAAAAAUGAAAAUUGUAUUACAAGUAUACAUUCUAAUCGUUCUGUAGAUAGUAAUUUAUCAAACUCGACUUUAAUGGAAUUCAUAACUUCAGAUACAGAAUCAAAAAAUGAAUGCUACCCGAAUGAGUGCUGUAAUAGUGGUGUUUCCAAAUCUUCAACCUAUUUAUUACAUAGGAAUAGACAUACUAAAGGUAAUGAUGCUGCUGACAACUCUAAACGAGUUAAGACUAAAUUUUACGAUAUUACAGGUACACAGGAAAAGGCUAAAUAUGAUGUCCACUAUAAAGAUAAGAAAAUACUUGAUAAAAAUUUAUCAAAUUAUAAAAGUGAGAAAGAACAUAAUUUGAAGCCUAAAAAAAAUAAGAACAAAGAAUUAUCAGCAGUACAUAAGGAAAACCAUUAUGAAUCUUCUGAAAAUGCAUCAGUAGAAAAUUCAAAAAAGUACAAUAUGUCAGUAAAAUGUAAAAUGGAUCCAAUCACAGAUGAAAGUAAACACAAAAGCUGUUUAGGCGAAAUUAGUAAAAAAAAGAAUAGCAGUAAACUAAAACAGAAAAAACCAUGUAAAAAUUGUAAUUAUUUAAAAAAUAAUUUAGAUCAUGAAGCGAAUCUAUCAAGGGAUAUUAUAUACAAUAAAAGUAAAAAAAAAUUUAAGAUAAAAAGUUCAAGAUACACUAAUUAUCCGGAACAUAAAAAUAUUCAGAAUGACAAUAUUAGGAAUAACAAAUUGUAUAAUAAGAUAGACCUAUAUACGUCAGGGUCACACACCACUCCAUUUUUAUCUGGUCAUCACGAUCUUACACACCUUAGCGUUCUAAAAAAUCAGCAUCUUCACGGGAAACAAAGUCAUAAUAUUAGUAUAUCUAAACCAAAUAUUCAAGAAUCUUCGAAAAUAGGGCAAAUUAAUAUGUGCACAAUAAAAAAACCACCUAAUGAAAUAUUUCACAUGAGAAAUGAAUUAUCUAAUAUAGUGCAUAAUGACGUUCCAAUAAUGCAAAUGCAAAUAAACCAAGGAAAGGGAGCAUAUAUACCUAACAUACCAGUAUAUUCAUAUUCUACUCCAGCAUAUACACAUAAAAUACCAACUACCAUAAAUAAUAUAUAUGGAAAUAUAUCACCGAAUGGAAAAAUAGAUCUAUCACAUGACAGAAUAGCUGAAAAUAGUUCAGAAUUAACUAAGGAUAAAUUAUGCAAACCUGAAUAUAAUACAGAGACAUACCAAACAAAUGCACUUUUGCCUAAUAUUCAAACUAAUUUAGUUCAAGAAUAUGGAAUCUCGGCAGUGCAAAAUCGUCAGCCUGGAACACAAUCCCAGAUGUUUCAUAUGCCUAUAGAAUUAUCUCAAGCGCAAAUUCAAAUACAAACACCUUACACACGAACAGAAGCACCAAUCGCGCAAACGCAAGUGCCAACGACACUGACGCGCGUACCAAGUGUGCAAACACCCGUACCGAUGACACUCACCUACAUACCAAUUGCACAAACGCAAGUACCUAUGACUCAAACACAUAUAGGAACUUCCCAAUCCCAAGUACCUAUGACGCAUACGCACAUGCCAUCUGUCCAGACCCAAAUACCUACAUCCCAAAGACAAGCUGAUUUUUCUGUAAUGCAAGAAAAAGUUCCUCAAAUACAUGCUCAAAAUCUUCACGUGCAAAAUCAAAUAGCACAAACACAGCAAAUUCCUUUUAUAGAAAAACCUAUUGUUAUAGACCCAAUAACACUGAAUGAAGUAUAUUCAAAUAAUGAAAUGAGAAAUGUUGAUAAAACAUGCAACAUUGUAGUAUUACCAAAUCCAUUAGUAGAUUAUAAAAAUUACAACAACGAUAAUAGUUCAUGUAUUAAUCAAAACAAGGAAGAAUCUAAAACAGAUAAUCGUUUUAUUAAAUCAUUUGAUAUAAAUAGUUAUGCACCAUAUAAUAAAACAGAAAACAAUUUAAAUGAUUUAAAUAGGGAGCAAUAUAGUGAAAGGAGCGUUUCAAAAUUGUUUACCAAAUGCGGUGAUAAUAUUGAUGGUAUGAAUACAAAAAAUAUUAAACAGAAUAACUGUAUAGAAAGAAUUAAAGCCCUUGACACAGGGAUAACUUUUUUAAAAGCGGAAGAUGAAAUUUCAUCAUGGCUUAAAGCAUAUGUAAACAUACAACCACCAAUUGUAAAUGGCAAAAAACCCAAUAGGAUGAGUUACCCAAAUGUAUAUUCGAAUAACGGCAAUAAAAAUGUUUAUUAUACUAAUAUAAACAAUAAUUUAGCGGAAAUUUUUAAAGGUCCCUCGAAUUUUGAUUCGCUCAUUAUUCACAAUAAUAGUGAUAAUAGCAACGACAACAACGAUGGCACCAAUAGUAACAGUAACAAUAAUAACAGUAACAGUAACAGUAAUAACAGUAACAAUAACAAUAACAUGAACAUUCACGAGAUCAAUAUUCCCCAUUAUUCGGUAAACAGCAAAUGUACUAAGGAAUUAAAUACAUCUCAGAUAAUUAAGGCAUCAAAUGAAAAAUUAAUAAAUUUACAAAAUAAGCAAUUACUGGAAAUUUUACAUGAAAAAAAUGAUGUUAAAUCAAAUAAUUCUAACAUUAUACAAGAAAACAAUUACAGUUACAAUGAUAUAAAAUAUCAUGCUAAAAAUAACGCAAGUGAAAAAAAUGGCCAUAAUGUUGUAGAUAAUACAAGUAAUUGUUUUUCAUUUAUAAGUCCAACAGAAAAUUCCCAAAGUUUUGAAAAUAAAACAAACGGCACAAUUUUCUCGGCUAUACCUGAAGUUAUAAGCGUCCAAAAUCAAUUAAUACAGAAUGAAGCUCCAUUGACGGGUCAUUUAAACUAG